ACGGAAGUACUGCUCCCUGAGGCUGCUGCGCUGCCGCGGUCGCUGCGUUACCCCGGAAGUUCUGCCCCUGCCCCCGCCCGCGGCAAACAUGGCGGUGGACUCGGCGAUGGAGCUGCUAUUUUUAGACACUUUCAAGCACCCCAGCGCUGAGCAGAGUUCCCAUAUAGAUGUGGUUCGUUUUCCAUGUGUGGUUUAUAUUAAUGAAGUCCGUGUCAUUCCACCAGGAGUAAGAGCACAUAGUAGUCUGCCAGACAAUAGAGCAUAUGGGGAAACAUCUCCACAUACAUUUCAGUUAGAUUUUUUCUUCAACAAUGUAAGCAAACCCAGUGCUCCUGUUUUUGAUAGGUUGGGAAGCUUGGACUAUGAUGAAAACACCUCUAUCAUCUUUAGACCUAAUUCAAAGGUAAAUACUGAUGGCUUGGUACUAAGAGGCUGGUAUAAUUGUCUGACACUAGCAAUCUAUGGCUCAGUUGAUAGAGUGAUAAGCCAUGAUAGAGAUUCUCCUCCACCACCACCUCCACCUCCACCACCUCCUCAACAACAGCCAAGUGUAAAAAGAACUCCAAAACAUGCUGAUAGUGAGAAAGAAGAGCAAUUUAAUGGAAGCCCUCCAAGACCACAGCCCCGAGGACCUAGGACUCCUCCAGGUCCCCCUCCACCUGAUGAUGAUGAUGAUGAUGAAGAACCUUUACCAGUACCAGUGGUUGGUGAAAAAGAAGAUGAUGCUCCUCAACGAGAAGAUUACUUUGAGCCCAUUUCACCUGAUCGGACUUCUGUUCAUCAGGAAGGCCAAUAUUCAGAUGAAGGUGAAGUAGAAGAGGAUCAGCAUGAAGAAGGGGAAGAUGAAGAAGAAGAUGCAGACGUUGAAGAAGAGGAGGAUGAAGAUGAGGAAGAUGGUCAUACAGUAGAGAGUAUCCCAGAGGAAGAAGAAGAUGAAGAAGAAGAGGAGGAAGAAGGAGAAGAAGAAGGAGAAGAGGAGGAAGAAGAAGAAGAAGAAGGGGAAGGGGAAGAUGAAGAAGAAGAAGGUGAAGGAGAUGAUGGCUACGAGCAAAUUUCUAGUGAUGAAGAUGGAAUUGCUGAUUUAGAACGUGAAACAUUUAAAUAUCCAAACUUUGAUGUUGAAUAUACUGCUGAGGAUUUAGCUUCAGUGCCUCCAAUGACAUAUGAUCCGUAUGAUAGAGAACUUGUAUCACUUGCAUAUUUUAGCUGUCCAUACAAGACGACUUUUGAAAUUGAAGUCAAUAGAAUGAAAGAACAAGGUCCUGAUAAAGAAAAUUCAGGAGCAGUAGAAGCGUCAGUAAAGUUACUGGAACUUUUAGAACUAUAUCAGGAAGAUAGAGGUGCAAAGUGGGUCACAGCUUUGGAAGAAGUUCCAAGUUUGAUAGUAAAAGGAUUAAGUUACUUGCAGUUCAAAAACACACAGCAAGACUAUAUCGGCCAGCUGGUAGAUUGGACAAUGCAAGCUUUGAAUUUACAAGUGGCUCUCCGUCAACCUAUCGCCUUAAAUGUCAGACAGCUAAAAGCUGGUACUAAAUUAGUGUCCUCUCUAGCUGAAUGUGGGCCUCAAGGAGUGAUGGGACUUUUACAAGCAGGAGUUAUCAGUGGAUUAUUUGAAUUGCUAUUUGCUGAUCAUGUAUCCUCUUCUCUUAAGCUAAAUGCUUUUAAAGCAUUGGACAGUAUUAUUAGUAUGACAGAAGGCAUGGAAGAUUUUUUAAGAGGUAGGCAGGACUUACAUGAAAAAAGUGGUUAUCAGAAACUUUUGGAACUCAUACUUUUGGAUCAGACUGUGAGAGUAGUCACUGCUGGUUCUGCUAUUCUACAGAAAUGUCACUUCUAUGAGAUUCUAUCUGAAAUUAAAAGACUUGGCGAUCAAUUGGCUGAGAGGUCUUCUAUUCCUAACCACAGUGAGUCUGAGCAGGACACAGACCCUGGACUUGAGAGAACAAACCCCGAUUAUGAAAAUGAAGUGGAAGCCUCUUUGGAUAUAGUUCAUCUUUUGGAAUCCUCUCUUAUAACUGAAGGGGAGAUAGAGAAGCUUAUUAACCUCUUAGAUGAAAUCUUCCACUUAAUGGAGACUGCACCUCAUACCAUGAUUCAGCCUCCUGUGAAAUCAUUCCCAACAAUAGCUAGGAUUACUGGGCCUCCAGAGAGAGAUGAUCCAUAUCCUGUCUUAUUCAGAUACCUCCACAGCCACCACUUCCUAGAAUUGGUCACCUUGCUGCUGUCAAUUCCAGCAAUAAGUGCUCACCCUGCUGUGUUGCAGGCUAUGAGAGAUGUUUUGAAGUUUCUCACACAAUCACAAAAGGGUCUUCUUUUUUUCCUCUCUGAACAUGAAGCAACCAACCUGCUAAUUAGAGCUCUUUGCCAUCUUCUUGAUCAAGAAGAAGAGGAUGGUCUCCAGUCUGAUGGUGUUAUUGAUGAUACAUUUGCCUUGUGGCUACAGUAUUCAACCCAGACUUUGCAGUUUAUUACAGAACUAUUUUGUCAUUUUCAGCAUUGCACAAACAAUGAGGAAACUGACCAUUCAGAUCUUUUGGGAACCCUUCAUAAUCUUUACCAGAUUACUUUUAACCCUGUGGGAAGAGCAGCUGUUGGUCAUGUCUUCAGUCUUGAAAAGAAUCUCCAAAGUCUUAUUACUCUAAUGGAGUACUACUCCAAAGAAGCUUUAGGGGACUCCAAGUCAAAGAAAUCGGUAGCUUAUAAUUAUGCGUGCAUACUUGUUUUGUUGGUGGUUCAGUCUUCUAGUGAUGUCCAGAUGCUAGAGCAACAUGCAGCGCCUCUCUUGAAGCUUUGUAAAGCAGAUGAAAAUAACACGAAAUUGCAAGAACUUGGCAAGUGGCUGGAGCCUUUGAAAAACCUUAGAUUUGAAAUUAAUUGUAUCCCAAACCUAAUUGAAUAUGUUAAACAGAAUAUUGAUAACUUGAUGACCCCAGAAGGAGUUGGUCUGCCAACUGCAUUACGUGUCCUUUGUAACAUAGCGUGCCCACCACCUCCUGUUGAAGGUCAGCAGAAAGAUCUGAAGUGGAACCUUGCAGUUAUUCAGCUUUUUUCUGCUGAAGGAAUGGACACCUUUAUCCGUGUUCUGCAAAAACUGAACAAUAUUCUUACGCAGCCUUGGAGGCUCCAUGUCAACAUGGGGACUACUCUUCACCGAGUCACUACCAUUUCCAUGGCCCGCUGCACACUCACUCUUCUUAAAACCAUGUUAACGGAGCUUCUCAGGGGUGGAUCCUUUGAGUUUAAAGACAUGCGUGUUCCUUCAGCCCUUGUUACUUUACACAUGCUACUGUGCUCUAUCCCUCUCUCAGGUCGUCUGGAUAGUGAUGAGCAGAAGAUUCAGAAUGACAUCAUUGAUAUCUUACUGACUUUUACACAGGGAGUUAAUGAAAAACUUACAAUCUCAGAAGAGACUUUAGCCAAUAAUACUUGGUCUUUAAUGUUAAAAGAAGUUCUUUCUUCGGUCUUGAGAGUUCCUGAAGGAUUUUUUUCUGGACUCAUUCUGCUUUCAGAGCUCCUGCCCCUUCCAUUGCCCAUGCAAACAACUCAGGUUAUUGAGCCACAUGAUAUAUCAGUGGCACUCAACACUCGCAAACUGUGGAGCAUGCAUCUUCAUGUCCAAGCAAAGCUGCUCCAAGAAAUAGUUCGUUCUUUCUCUGGCACAACUUGCCUGCCAAUUCAGCACAUGUUGCGGCGUAUUUGUGUUCAAUUAUGUGAUCUUGCUUCACCAACUGCACUUCUAAUCAUGAGAACUGUGUUGGACUUGAUAGUAGAAGACAUGCAAAGCAAUUCAGAAGAUAAAGAAAAACAGUAUACAACUCAAACUACCAGACUUCUGGCUCUUCUCGAUGCCCUUGCUUCACAUAAAGCUUGUAAAUUGGCUAUUUUGCAUCUAAUAAAUGGAACUAUUAAAGGUGAUGAAAAAUAUGCAGAGAUUUUCCAGGAGUUAUUAGCUCUAAUUCGAUCAACUGGCGAGAGUGUCAUUCAUCAGCAGUGUGUUGAAUAUGUCACGUCCAUUUUGCAGUCUCUCUGUGAUCAGGACAUUGCACUUAUUUUGCCAAGUUCUUCAGAGGGAUCACUUUCUGAACUGGAGCAGCUGUCCAAUUCUUUACCAAACAAGGAGUUGAUGGCCUCGAUCUGUGACUGUCUACUGGAAACAAUAGCCAGUUCUGAGAAUAGUUACAACUGCUUACUGACAUGUGUUAGAACAAUGAUGUUUCUUGCAGAACAUGAUUAUGGGUUCUUCCACUUAAAAAGUUCUUUAAGGAAGCACAGUAAUUCCCUGUACCGCUUAUUAAAACGAGUUGUUAACACAUUUAGUAAGGACACAGGAGAACUUACAUCUUCUUUUUUGGAGUUUAUGAGACAAAUACUCAACUCUGAUACAAUGGGAUGUUGUGGAGAUGACAGUGGUCUCAUGGAAGUAGAUGGAUCUCAUCCGUCAAGAACACUGAGUCUUAAUGCUGCAGAAUUAAAACAGCUUUUACAGAGUAAAGAAGAAAGUCCAGAAAGUUUAUUCCUUCAACUAGAGAAGCAUGUUUUGGAACAUUCUAAAGAUGAUGACAACCUGGAUUCUUUGCAGGACAAUAUAGUUGGUCUUAGACAAAUGCUGGAAUCUGCAGGUGAUCCUUUACCACUUAGUGAUCAAGAUGUGGAACCAGUACUUUCAGCUCCAGAAUCUCUUCAAAAUCUGUUUAACAAUAGGACUGCUUAUGUGCUAGCUGAUGUAAUGGAUGACCAACUGAAGUCCAUGUGGUUUUCUCCCUUCCAGUCUGAAGAGAUUGAAACAGAUUUAGAUUUGGUAAAAGUUGACCUAAUUGAACUCUCUGAAAAAUGUUAUAGUGACUUUGAUUUGCAAGCUGAAUUAGAGCGUUCCUUUUUGUCAGAACCUUCAUCUCCUGGGAGGACAAAGACUACUAAAGGUUUUAAGCUUGGCAAACACAAACAUGAAACCUUUAUAACAUCGAGUGGAAAAUCUGAAUACAUUGAACCUGCCAAGAGAGCUCACAUUGUGCCACCUCCUAGAGGAAGAGGCCGGGGAGGAUUUGGACAGGGUAUCAGACCCCAUGAUAUCUUUCGUCAAAGGAAACAGAACACAAGUAGGCCACCAUCUAUGCACGUGGAUGAUUUUGUUGCAGCUGAAAGUAAAGAAGUGGUCCCACAGGAUGGGUUACCACCACCAAAAAGACCACCCAAAGUAUCACAGAAGAUUUCUUCUCGUGGUGGGUUUUCAGGGAACCGAGGAGGACGAGGUGCUUUUCAUAGUCAAAAUAGGUUUUUCACGCCACCUGCUUCAAAAGGAAAUUAUAGUCGUCGUGAGGGAACACGAGGUUCCAGCUGGAGUGCUCAAAGUACACCACGAGGAACCUAUAAUGAAAGUAGAGGAGGGCAGAGCAAUUUUAGCAGGGGUCCUCUUCCACCACUUCGGCCACUCAGUUCUGCAGGAUAUCGUCCAAGUCCACGUGACCGUGCUUCCAGAGGUCGGGGUGGACUUGGGCCUUCUUGGGCAAGCGCAAAUAGUGGCAGUGGAGGCUCAAGAGGAAAGUUUGUUAGUGGAGGAAGCGGCAGAGGUCGUCACGUACGGUCCUUCACACGAUAAAAAAUUAUUCUUGGGAACAUUCUGAGAGCAUAGACAUUUCAUCAAGACAAUUUAAAAAAAAUUAAGGCACUGAAGGACCAAUUUAGACUUAACAGAUAUCGGGAGACAUCUGAGAGAAUAUUUUUAUCUGAAGAAAGAUUUUGUUUGAUACGAAACAUGAAAUUUCAAUAAAAAUCCAAACAUUUUUAUGUAUGGUUGCAUAUUUUCUCUUUAUAUUCUAAAGCACUUUUGAGGGAUUUCAUAGAAAAUGCAAGAUGUAUCUGAGUUGGGGCAUUAAAAAUUCUAGAAUUUUUGUUAUAAAAUAUUCUAUGCCUGUGUAAAAAGUAUUUUCCUCUGACUGGUUAAAAAAAAUUAAAACUUUUUUCUUUUGUGAUAGGAAAGCUCUAUGAAUUUGCAUUGUGUCUCAGGUUGGAACUACUAGCCUAGUUUCGAUGGGGUUACAGUUAAUACUUUGUAAUAAGGCAUAUCUUAAUGCUAUUUGGGGAGAAAUUGGAAGCAUUUACAUAUAGUAAGACAUGAACUUUAUAUUAAAAGGUAAAAUACAUAAGUUUCAAUACAAAAAUUGUAUUUUUCCCUCAGUUUUGUCACCCUGAAUCUUUCUAUCAAUAAUAUGGAGUCUUGUUAUCACAGAUACUGUUUAUUUAUCUUUGUCAACUUAAUACUUUUAAUUUUUAUAGUUGUGUGUUUGUGAGGUGAAGUAUGAAAGGAAAGGUUCUGUUUGAUAAGAAAAUGAUUGAAGGGAACAGAAGAUCACACCUUUCCUCUUAGUUAUUGCUGAGUUCUCUGAUGUCUUAGGGUGUUUAAAAAAAAAAGGUGAGUGGAAAAAUAUGAGCACUUAAAUCCAAACUACACCACAUAAUGCCUAACAUAAAUUCACUUUGUUUGUAUACAGUACAAUACCUUGCAGGGCUAAAGAUGGAAUCUUGUGAUUUAUAACAUAGGGAAGGUCUUUAAAGUGUUGCUUUUGAGAUUAUCAAAUGAGACAAAAGAAUCUGAGGUUAGGCUAAGAUGAAAGUUAAUAUGAGGUUCAAGUGGAAUGAGAUAACAGAAUCACUGAUUUGUCUUUUGGUCUUGAGUCUUUCUUGUAAUGUGACCACCCAGUGAUACUGUGCUGUAUGUAAUUGAAUCCAUAGCUAUUUCCGUUUUUUAAUAAGUGUAUUUUAAGCUAUUAUGAAAAUAUCAAAGAUAAUAAAUUGUUAAUGUAAAUUGGUUGGGGGAAUUGAAGGUGGCUGAUAUUUUGACUGGGGAGUUAAGGUCCAAAUGAGUGAUAGUAAAGAAAUGGAGGGAACUGUAAAGUUACAUUAUUGUCUUGUCUCUUGGGGAUAUGAGUAUAGGAGUACAUUAUGGUCUGCAGAAAGAACUUCUUCAACUCUGUUUUCAAUAAUUGAAUCCUUUGACAUAUCUAGAGGAGGCCUCCUCCAAGUUCAUUCCUUGUCCUUAUAGGAGGUUAUUGUUUUCCAAAAGUAGAUUUUGUUAGUGACAAAUAUACUCUGAAUAGGAAAGUAGCUAUUUACAAGGAAGCUUUUAUGUUUUCAAAGGAAUUCAGGAAAGAAAAGGUUAACUUUAGAAAUUAGUAAAUAAUACGCAUUUAUCACUGGCAUUGCUGAUGAAAAUAUUUAGAUUUUUGAAAAUUUUGUUGAUUAUAAAAAAGAAUUUAUUUUGGUAGAACAAAUUGCUCUCUUAAAGGCCCUCUAACAAAUGUCUGGAGAAUACAUUAAAAUCAUCUGAGACUUCUUGAAUGAUAGAAUAGAAUUCUAACCUGUGAUUAUAAAUAGAAAACAAGGUGUAAAACAGAGAGAUGUGGGCUCCCCAAAGAUGGCUGCCAUCCAUCCUCAUGUGGGAUGUCCAGCAUAGGGUCCAAGUGGAACAGGGCUUGCUUAUAGAUGGUGAGGCAUUCCAAAUACUCCCACUUGUAGAUGGCAUACUAAUUAUAUCCAGCUCCAGAAUACUAUAGAGCCUCCUAAAUGAGGUUCAUAUUCACUCAAGAGAAUUUGGCCCAACUAGCCACAGAUAAAAACAGGUUCAUCAGCCAACACAUACAUCUGGGACAGAUAUUGCCAACCAACAAUAAACUAGAACUGAAGAAGAGGAAGAGUAGGCUAGAUUGCUUGUAGAAUAUUGUGCUAUUUUCUGAAUAAUUUCCAGUUUUAUUCUAAACAAAGACCUAUCUUUAAAAUGUCAGCAUUGUUCUGGUGAUACUAUUAUUUUUAAACCUUUACCUUCUGACUUGGAAUCAUUUCUAAAAUAGAAGAAUGGUAAGGGCUUCACAGUUGAGAUUAACUGACUUGCCCAGGAUCACACAGAUAGAAGUAUCUGCGGCUUGAAUCCAGGGCCUCCUGACUCCAGUCCUGGUGCUCUAAUCACUGUGCUACCUAGAUGCCCUGAUACUAUCUUUAUAAAGCAUGGAAAUAUCACAAUCACUGAGGAAAGUUUCAGGUUCCCCAAAGCUUAAUGGUGGCUUUGAGUAAGUGGUAGCAUAUUACCAAUAUAAUGAUCAGAAAAGAAGCCACAUGCCAGGGUCUUUGAAAAAUGAGGGAUAGUUCAUGCAGAGGUGCUGACUUGUGUCCAUGGAACACUGAGUUCUAGAGGAAGGUCCUCAAGGACAAGAAUUACACAGGAUAAAUUGUAUAUGGAUUGAAAUCUCUCCCAUUGGAAGAAGUAUCCACAUUAAUGAAAUCACAGAUCAUAAAAGUAAGUAAUAAAAAAUGCAACAGGUAACUUUCUGUAAACACUUGUGCUUUUAAGACACAGCCAAAUUUGAGAAUUGUUUGUAUUAAUCUUUUAAGAAUAUGGAAAAGACAGCAUCUCUGAAAUGUUACCCAUCUGCUAGAAAAGUGCUAUUAGCUAAUCAUUGUAUUUAAGUUCUGGGUCAGAUCAGGUUUUUAUUGUUUUUAGCUAGUAGCAAUUGCCAAAUAUUCAGAAUAAACAGACAAAAUGUGCUCUUCAAGGAAAUAUGAUAAAGUUUCAGAUUCUAAGAGUGAAUUUCUAAUCAUGUAAGAGCACUUAAGAGAUUGAUUAGGGGACUUGUCCCAGAUAGACUAGCUUUAGUUUUUGAGGAAGUUAAUUCAAAAGGAAGGAUGAGAAAUUUUGGACAACACUAUUAAGCAGUGGCUCAUUUUUUCCUGGAAAUAAUUCAUUAAAAAUAGUUAAUAAUUAACAUCCCAAAUAAGCCUAACAUAGUUUUAGGCCUAUAUAAGGCAGAAUAGGAUGUGAUAUGGAAUACCCCCUUUUUGAAGGUGUUUUGCAAAUACAAGUUUCUUGUGGCUAGCUAGAAGAGUUUGACAUUUGCUCUGUGAGCAUAUUUUGUUAAUAGAGUCUCUUUUUGUACAUAUCAUAAUUUGAGGAAGGCUAAGAUUCCAUAAUUCUAGCUGGUUUGCAUUUGGUUAGUUAAUUUGUAAUUUUCAGAACUUCAUUUUCAUGGCUCCUUCCCUUCAAUGAGGAGGUCAUAACUCAUUCCUCCCCUUACUAAUAAGACAGGGGUUCUUAGCUUUUAUGGUGUCCUGGACCCUUUUGGCAGUCUGUCGAAAUCUAUAUACAUCUCUCCAAAUAAUGUUUGAAAAAUGCAUAAACCAAGAUACAUAAGAUUAUAAUAGAAACCAAACAAGUUCAUGGAUGCCAAGUCAGGAAACCCUGACCUAGCUGCUAGCCUUUUUAUGCUGAACAUUUUUGGAUUCAACCAGGCUGGUCCCUAGACAGCAGAUUGGCAGUUAAAAUUGCUGGGCUGCAUUUGAAUGCUUUCCCGCCCUGUAGGACUGCUUUAUCUUGCAAAUAUCUCUUGCAAGUCUCUUUUGACAUCAUGAGGCAUUAUAGUAGUAUUUACAAUGGUACAGUAAAGUUUUCAACAUACAUUGUAUUUUUAAAAUCCAGAUAAGAGAUUAGGGCUUAUUUGAGAAUGAGCUCUUGAGUUUGCUGAAAUUGAGUCAAUUGUCUUGGGAGAACUAGUGGAAGAGCCUGGGGAUACUAAGCCCAGAAAAGGUAAGAGUUAGGAGAAAUACAACAGUUGUGUUCAAAUAUUCAGGAGUACUUUCACAUGGAGGAAGGUACUGGAUUUGAUCUGCUUGGCACCAAAGGGCAGAACAGAGCAGAAAAGUAAUAGAAGUUGUAGAGUCAGAUUUCGGUUCAAUACAGGGAAAAACUUGUUGUUUAAAUAGAAGUACAGCGGGAUACCUUGGAAGGUAAUGGAUUCCCCCCUCGCUGGAAUUUUAUAAGCAGUAGGUUUUGGGGUAUAUAUUGUAACGGUUAUUACUUUUAAGAUAAUGGUUAGGCUUGAUAGACUCUGGGUUGUUAGUCAUGAAUCUAGUCUUAACUAUUCUGUAACAUUUUGACAAGUGUUUUUCAGGAGGAUCUUUUAAUUUUUUAUAAAAGCAUUUGAUCAUGGUAAAUACAUUUGGAUUGUAAAUGCUAGCAGUCCCAUUUCUCUCUAGAUCAGGUCAAAUGUUAGCAUUUUUGUAGGAUUUUUAUCUGUUUUUGUUUCAAAUUUCUGCCCCAUAGUGAAUAUGGAUUAGUACUUUACAAUAUGAAAAAGUCUUAGCACAAAACUGAAGACCAAUCUUUGUUAACAAAGUUGUAGUAGGUAUGAUAGCUUUCUUUCAUCUGUGUACAUACAAUAUUUGGUUUGUGCUUUUAUUCCAUUCACAGCAAUGGGAAAUAUGUUUUUGUUUUUGUUUUUGCGGGGGACUGGUGGGGAGGGUGGAUGGGGGAGACCUUUGUGUCUUAUUAAAGAUUUAUGAAGUGGGCAUUGAGUCAGUCAAGAAACAUUAUAUGCCAGGCACUGCUUUGAGAAAUAGACUUUGAGUCUGCUUUUGAUUGCUAUACUCGAGUUAUGACUAGUAUUUCAUGCUUUGUAGUUUAACUGUUGUAUUUCAUGUUAACAUGGUGUUCUGGAAAUGUUAUUUCUGUCCACUUUGCUUGUGGUCACUUUCUUUCCCUAUACAAAAAGUUUUGAAAUAUAUAUAUGCAUAUUAUAUGUAUAUUUUAAAAACGGAAUAAACUUUUAGGUAUUCAUCUGAAAAAGUAUUUUCUUUCUGAGAUAAAAAGACAAGUUAGUAAAGCUGAAUAUGUGAGAAUAAGAGGGCCAUCUCUUUUUUUGUAUGACUUUAAAAGUUUAUAAGUAGUUAUUAAAUCAGUGGUUGGACUUGCCAAGUAUUAAGUGGCUUCCUUGCUCUUCCUUGCAUAUGGAAAAGAGGCUUUGGGAGUUGUCAGAUUAUAGCUUUUUAUAAGCUAGGUAUAGGGCACUCAUUUCAUCCUAGGGUUUAGCAAGCCUAAUUACCCUAAAAUUCAGUUCUAGCACCUACCCCAGCAAUUUAAAAACUAAUCUCUGGGGGAAGAUUCUGACCAAAAUUAUAAUGUUCUCUUUGUAGAGCAGGGUAAACUUGAAUGUGAAGAACUGAAUCAUCAUUUAAAUAUAAUUGGCUUGUUUUGUAAUCCUUUGUAUUUUAUUUUAUGCAUUUAAAAACAUUCUGAGAAAAGGGUCUAUGACACAAAAAAGAUUAGGAAUCCCUUUUCAAUAACAUACCCAUGAUCCCCCUCAGGAUGAAUAAGCAAGGUCUCACUAGAAGGAAGCAACUGUAAGCCAUAAUCUUUCAUAAAUAUUACAAUUCAUAACUUUUUUGAGAGUUUUAAUGCAUUUGAGUUAUUUUAUUUUAAAAAUUCAAUUGGAUUAAAAAGAACUUUUUUGAAUUAAGCAUGCAGAAAAAGCAAAACAAUAACAAAACCUGUUCAAUUGUUUGUUCCAAUUCAGAACUUAGUAUUCAUAAAACAAAACGGAUUACCAGGAAGUAUAACAAAUUGAUUAUAAUUUACACCUGUGUUUUAAAUUUUAGACAUUUAAAGACCAUCACAAGGAUCCCUUUAGAUUAUAUGCCUGUUCUCUGUACAAUACAGCCCAAGAAGAUCUUUGUUUACCAUUUUAUAUGAAAACGGAGAUCUUUAUGGUAUUUUCAAAAAGCCUAUUUUAGGUGAAGUCCAGAGUGGCCCUAUUUUAUGGCAAAUUCCAUAUGAUAACUACAGUCAGGCUGUGGAGCUUUUAUAAGGCCAAGACCAUUUGCCAACAAAUGUAUUACUUCAGUACUUUUUUCUUUUUUUAACAUGGAUUCACAGUAUCAUAGAUUUAGAGCUGGAAGGGACCUUAGAGGCCACCUAUUCCAUGCAAUUUGCUCAAGGUUACAAAGGAAGUAACCAGGUUGGGAUUUGAACCCAGGUCCUCUGACUCCAAAUCUGUUCUCUUUCCACUGUACCAUGUUGACGCCUGACUGAUUCUUGUUAAUGUAUUUUAAAUAAGUAAUGUGACUUCAAUGUAAACAAUUUCAAAUAAUUUCUUAUGAACUUUUGUAACUAGUUAUGAUGAUAUUAAAGAUAUCAAAUGUUAA
Molecule: messenger RNA, 11964 nt
Organism: Monodelphis domestica (gray short-tailed opossum)
Lineage: Eukaryota; Metazoa; Chordata; Mammalia; Didelphimorphia; Didelphidae
Gene: VIRMA
Product: vir like m6A methyltransferase associated
Biological process (GO): mRNA modification
Cellular component (GO): RNA N6-methyladenosine methyltransferase complex
Molecular function (GO): RNA binding
Source: RefSeq, a predicted model, not a curated record